UAGUAUUUCUUUUGUAUUUAAGAUUUGGCUCUUUCCAAGCACGGUAUUGCCGACAUCAAAAACGCGAUGACAAUACCUUUCACAACGAACUAUACAUAAACGAACACGUGGCCACAGAAGAUAUUUCAAAUGUUAAUGCUGAUCAGGCAAUGUCUACUCAAAACACUGACCCAGUUUAUGCUAAUACAUCAUUGCUAGACACUCGCCUUAAUGGAGUCAAAGCUCCAAAUGAUGUGGAAUAUUACAAUUUCAUGCCUACCAAACGGACUCCCCAUGCAGUUUCUAUAUCAGAACUGGAAAAUGUUAUGAAGGAAAAAUGUCUGAUUGAAGGAUAUUUCAAAUCUCAGUUUGAGACUAUAUCUACGGGAUUACUCCAUCCAACAACGGUGGCAGAAAGGCCAAGGAACAUACAUAAAAACAGAUAUAAGAAGAUGUAUCCAUAUGAUCACUCUCGUGUUAAGCUGAAUGAACUGCCAGGGCAACCCGAUUCCGACUACAUAAAUGCCAGCUUUAUAAAGGGUCAAGACAAAGACAUGACCUAUAUUGCCUCACAAGGCCCUGUUAAAGAAAACGUCAAUGACUUUUGGAGAAUGAUAUGGGAAAUGGAUGUGAGGACGGUAGUCAUGGUAACUAACCCUGUAGAGAAUGGAAAGAUGAAAUGCAUUCGGUAUUGGGGUGAUAAGGAUGUAGUCGUACCAUAUGGAAACAUAAAUGUAAAAAUGGAGUCUGAAAAUAUAUAUGCGGAGUUUAUUGUCAGAGAUUUGAUGUUGUUUCAUCAGGAAGACGAGGUCACGGAAAAGAACAUUACACAGUUUCAUUUCACAGCUUGGCCAGACAAGGGCGUUCCAAGAUCAAGUUCAAGCUUGUUGCAGUUUUGGAGAAAAGUGAGGCAUAAUGAUGAAAAUAAGGAUCAUAUAUGGCUAGUUCACUGCAGUGCUGGUGUUGGUAGAACUGGUACAUUUCUUGCCACGGAUAUAUUGUUUGAUCAAGGAGAAAAGAUGGGAUUCGUUGAUGUGUACAAAUGUGUGAAAGAUCUGAGAGAACAACGAGUCAAUCUGGUUCAAACACACGAACAAUAUAUGUACCUUCACAAACUUAUGCUGGAAGUAUUCAGCUUUCCUUCCAAGCCGGUCAAUUCGGAUGAAUUUAUGACGUCAUAUCAUCAGCUGCAGAAAAAAGACAAAAAGUCAGGAAAAAUGAAAUUAUGGAUCGAAUAUAUGUCAAUGGAAAGUGGGGUAACUUGGCCAACAGCAGUAAACGAUGAGCAGGAGGCUGAAAACAGCGAAUCAACUUUGGAUAUACCAGCUGACGCCUUCAGGCCUAUUUUAUCGAACUUUGUUCCUGGCAGUUCAAACAUGAUAAAAGCCACCUAUGUUCCAAGCUACUACGACAUGUAUGGGUAUAUCACUGCACAAUGGCGUCCUCAAUUCAAAAUGCAGACUUGUCGUCUAGUUUUUGAGAAACAAAUUGGGACUGUCGUCACGUUUCCAACUGACCAACGAGAUGAUGAGAUUUUCUUUGAGGAGGCAGUGUCGGAAAGCGACCCUUUUGUUGUGAUUUGCCAGUCAAAGAUACAGAAGAAACAUUACAUUGUAAAAGACCAUGUCUUACAGACUAGGAACGGGAAACAUCAUUUCAAAGAAGUUAUUUUCAAAUGUUGGUCGUCUGAGAGUCUUGUACCAGAGGACCCACAGGCUGUAUUGGAUUUAGUGACAGAGGUUGAUGCUCAGCGAAAUCACUCGUCCGCGGAUUGGAGAAAGUCUGUCCUAUUUCAGUGCUGGAAUGGUGUCGAUAGAUCUGGGUUAGUUGCUGUGUUAAUGAAUGUGUUGGAUCGAGCAAGAGUUGAUAAAGAAGUGUCAAUCCCACAGGUUAUACGUCAGUUAAGAUACAAUAAGAAGGAACUCAUUACCAGUUUUGAGCAGUAUAAAUUCUGUUAUGACGUGUUGUACUGUCGUCUUGAGAGUAAUGCGACAUAUGCAAAUGUGUAAUAAAAACAAUGAAUAUAUACACACUUGUGACAAGAAACAAAAA
This is a messenger RNA of Mercenaria mercenaria, 2031 nucleotides long. Its product is annotated as receptor-type tyrosine-protein phosphatase mu-like. Gene Ontology annotation, biological process: protein dephosphorylation. Gene Ontology annotation, molecular function: protein tyrosine phosphatase activity. The transcript is spliced from 17 exons. The record is from RefSeq and is a predicted model, not a curated record. Lineage: Eukaryota; Metazoa; Mollusca; Bivalvia; Venerida; Veneridae. Bases 150 to 1988 code for a protein of 612 amino acids.